UUCUAUUUCCUUAACUUCUAUAAAAAGGGUCAAGGGUUUAACAUUAUAAUUCCACAAAUUAAAGCAAUAAAAUACACCAAUAUUCUAUUAUAGUACUUUGCAGAUAUGGAAUCCUACAUCAAAAUCUUCUUCAUCACUCUACUUUGUUUUUUCGUCUUGUUCACGAGCGAAAUCGAAGGGAGAAAAGACCCAGAAACAUACUGGGGAGAAAUGAUGAAGGAGCAACCAAUGCCUGAAGCUAUCAAAGAUUUUAUAAAUCAGAGAGAAGCAAUUAAGGAUUUCAUCAAAGACUUCGAUCCAAUUCCUAAUAUCUCAGUUUACCAUGAUAAUGUGAUCAAUCUAAAAGAAUUGAAAUCCAAAAAGGAUUCAGAUUGCAACUCACAACAUCAUGAUGAUGAACUAGCAUCUAAGAAGAAGGUGUUUGAUGAUGAAUUUGAACCAAUCCCAAAUGUUUCUGUUUACAGUGAUUAAUUAAAGAGUACUACUAUGUAUUUAAUUAAGGUUUGUAUCAUUAAUUUCUUGCUUAAUUAUGUAAUUUUCUUUAUGUUUGUCUACGUACCAUAUUUCCUAAUAGAGGUCGGUCUAUCUGACAUGGCCACUCUUAAGGUUUGUGCUACUCUGAUUUAUUUCACGUAGGUACACUUCAGUAUGUGAGGGUAUAGUUUUCUAUAUUUCAUCUCGCAUAAGAAAGAAAGGGAGUGUAGAAAUUAUGUAUUUUAUGUGGAAAUUAAAAAUUUAUGUUUACUUUAUGUGUGA
Messenger RNA from Spinacia oleracea (spinach), 756 nucleotides. Its product is annotated as organ-specific protein S2. The record is from RefSeq and is a predicted model, not a curated record. The coding region runs from base 106 to 471 and encodes 121 amino acids. Lineage: Eukaryota; Viridiplantae; Streptophyta; Magnoliopsida; Caryophyllales; Amaranthaceae. The transcript has 2 exons.